CACGCUACGGGCGGUGCGCCGGCUUCUGUUUUCGUUUUUCUCUGUGCACGGUGUUAGCGACCUCGUUGUGUUAUGCGUGGCUGCUGUUGACCAAGUUGGCAAAACGCAGGUCACCGGUGCGACGACAUCAUUGGCGUGAGGGGCGUGCAAUUUCGGCACACCGGAAGGCCUCUGGUUGAGACCACCCACCAAUUUCCUCAACUACAGCCACCAUGGGUGUCGGUGAUGCUGAAGACAGCAGAGAUGGUGCCAGGAGGGGUAGCCAUGUGUCGAGGCAGCAUGCUAUAGUGUACCAGCCUACAGAUGCUCCGGCAUGCCCGCAGUGCCGCAUGCUGGAUGUGCCGUUCUUCGACACCGAUUGCCCUAACUGUCUCAACAUCCUGCACAGCGAGGACACCACUGUGCCAGAGAUCUUUGCCAUCCUUCGCCAGUGGGUGCCACGCACCCAGAAGGACAUCAAGACACUCUGUACCGAGGUUUUGAAGCGUGGGGCUCACGUCAACGAUCGUGACGGUCUGACGGACAUGACACUUCUGCACUAUGCCUGCAAGUCCGGGGCCACUGGUGUUGGUGAUCUGACGAGCUCGACGCAAACAGUGGGCAUACUUCUGGAUUAUGGUGCAGAUCCUACAUUGCGCUGUCGUUGGACAGACAUGGCCCCGCUUCAUUAUGCCGCAUACUUCGAUGUUCCUCCUGUAAUUGAAUUGCUGCUGAAGGCAACUAAGAGGUCGGACAUUGACAGCCCCUGCCAGGUGUUUGAUGGCGGCACGCCACUCCACGUAGCAGCGGCUACUCUCUGUCUGGGAGCUGCUCAGACCCUUGUGGACUGUGGUGCCAGUUUGACCAGUCUGGAUAGCUUAGGGAGGAUUCCCUUUGAAUGUGUUCCGGAGAUGAGGAAAGGUGAAGCACUUCCUAGCGAGGUCAGCACGGCAUGCAACAUGCGCGACCUGCUUCGCUGUUCGCUGCCCCCUGGAGUCCACAGCUCCGACGGCAGCGGGCAGCAACAGGAGGCAGCCCCUUCCCCAUCAACGGGGCGCGUCUUGCUGCAGUCACUGGGGCUCAAGAUUGGCGACAAAGUCACUGUGGGUGGCUCUAAGGUUGGCACCCUGCGCUAUUGUGGAACCAUCCAUUUUGCCACUGGUAUCUGGGCAGGCGUGGAGCUGUGUAACCCGCUCGGCAAGAAUGAUGGCUCCCUCGGUGGGGUCUCUUACUUCCAGUGCCCAAUGAAUCACGGGAUAUUCGCUCCAAUAACGAAGAUUCAGAAGUACGACGGCGGCACUCAAGUAGACACAGUAUCGUCACCUACAAAAGCAAGCCGGCCACCAAAGAGUAUUUCGUACCCGAAGGUGGAUGUGUCUCACGUUUCCUCAAAAAUUGAGACUGGUCUGUCAACACUCAGACAAAAGCAGCACCUUUAUGACCGCAAGAACAACAAGCUCUCCAUUGGAGAUUCUGUCGUCGUGGGGCAGAGAAAAGGCGUGGUGCGUUUUCUCGGCGAAACUCAAUUUGCUCCAGCACAAUCCGAGCAACCGUCACCCGAACGCACAGGGUACUGGUGUGGGAUUGAGCUGGCCAAGCCUGAAGGCAAGAACAACGGGUCCGUCAACGGGGUCACUUAUUUCACAUGCCCCCCGAACCAUGGUGUCUUUGCUCAACCUUUGAAGGUCAAAUGGAUACCUCCAGGAACAGAUGAGGAAGCAUCUGACCUGGACUCAUUGGUUGAUCUGAACACAUCCAUCAGCAGAAGCUCCACAGAUGGUGAUUCGGGUGGUAGCCCCGCAUCCCAGAGGUCAACUUCCACUGAUAAGAAACCACCCGCAAAGUCACAGCAUGCUAAAACAGUGCAGACCGUGCUCAAGAAGGGCUGCUGGCUGACAGUGGGGAUGAAUGUGUUUGUCUGCAAUGAGCUUGGCGUUAUCCGGUACAUCGGUCCAGUGCACUUUGAGGAAGGCACCUGGCUCGGUGUGGAACUGCGUGGGCCCACGGGUAGGAAUGAUGGCAGCGUCCAAGGGAGGCGCUAUUUCACGUGCAAGCCAAACCAUGGUCUCAUUGUCCGGCCCAACAAGGUCACGGUGCGGGGCAUCAAUAGCGCCAAGUUGUUUGAAGAGCAGCCACACUCUUGAGAAUGGCUUUUAGCUUACUUUGAGCACAUGGGCCAGUGCCACCCAAGAGUGGGUGGCUGUGAACUUCUACGGUCACAUCACCUUCAAUGUGGGGUCUUAAUUAUGAAUAUAAACCUGCUACACCCCUAAAAAACUUGCUAAAGGCUGUUACCAUUGAAGCACUGGCCAAAACCAACAUGCACUAUCUGGUUGAAACAUGCAGCCGUUAUUGAAGCAAAGUUCAGUCAAUAAUUGAAGCUCAAGAUCCUUUUGUUCAACUGCCUUUGAAAACACAGGCAGAAGAAACAAUGUAAACAUUUUUGAAUGAAUAUGUCAAUUCUUGUCAAGAAUGUCCUUGCUACUCAUGAGGUCAUCAUUUUGUCAUCAAAGACCUCGUGCACCCAUUAUAUGGUGCUGCAGUGUGAAAUGAAUUCAUGCUGUCCUGUUAGCAAAUUUCAAAGCUCAUACCCUAUGCAUUUUUGGAACUUGGAACUCUCUUCUAUUGUUAUAGGAACAAUGCUAAUUGCUGGCUGCCAUUGAAACAUACCUCUAUUUGACAUGGCAAAGCAACAUUGCUUUUGUUUCAUACUGUCUCUACUUAUUUAUGCUUAUUGCUAUUAGAGGAGCUGUCGUUUCUUGUUUCCUGUGCUAGUUGGCAGGCGUGGCUAGUUUAUAAGACAGGGAUAAAUAGUUACUUUCUUGGUACCUGGUUUCUCAUUUAUUAUGUUUCGAACAUUUUGCACUGGCCAGAGUACCUGAAUGGCUUGGCAUUUACAGAAUCUGCAUUUCUGUGGUGGAUGUGUAUAUCUAACCUAUAUUUCAUGAAUUCAAAGAGCCCAUGCAUAGUUGCUGUGUCAUGUUUAUUCUAGUGCAGAUUCUUUUAAUAUUUACUUUUGUCAUUUAUUUUUUGCACUCGUUUCCACUGUUGAAGUUGCACUUACUACUUUCUUUCAGUAAGAAUAUCAGAUGUCUUAUGUGAAGUAAACAAUUCUGGUUAUUGUCAUUAAAAAUAUUUGGUGCAAUUUCUUAAAUGCAAAUGGACGUUAAGAUCGUUAAACUAGUAUUGCAUUAUACAAAACCGUCUAUGCUUUAAAAUGAUUCAGCCAUAUAGUCAUUAAUAAAGAAAAAAAAUUGGUUUCAAGUACAA
Dermacentor andersoni is the source of this 3249-nucleotide messenger RNA. Lineage: Eukaryota; Metazoa; Arthropoda; Arachnida; Ixodida; Ixodidae. The record is from RefSeq and is a predicted model, not a curated record.